This is a messenger RNA of Ectocarpus siliculosus, 1362 nucleotides long. Lineage: Eukaryota; Phaeophyceae; Ectocarpales; Ectocarpaceae. The record is from the annotation of a GenBank genome assembly.
AUGCCCAAGGGAAGAAAACGCGCCAUCAAGGCCGCCACGGCAGAUGAAGUCGAGGAUCCCACGGCGGUUGGAGGGGCGGAGGACGACGAGUUCAUGAUGGAAUUGGCAGCCGCGAGGGCUGCGAUGGAGGAGCAGACCGCCAGACGGAAGGCGUUACGAGGGGAAGAGGAUGGAGAUGGUUCGGGUGGAGCGGCGGGUUCUGAAGGACGAGAGACGCCGGCAGGGGGUGGGGGUGGAGCGGCGCCGACUGGGUCGUACAACAAGGCGGGGCUUCUCCAGAAGGCGGCGGAGAUGGAGAGGGCGAUUCCGUGGGAGGAGACGUUGACCGUGAGCGACAUUCCGCUAGAGCUGGAAGAUGUACACGACGACCUCAAGCGCGAAGUGAGCUUCUACAACAACGCUCUGGAGGCGGUGAAGCGCGGGCGGAGCUUGCUGGUGGCGGCGAACGUCCCUUACAAGCGUCCUGAGGAUUUCUUGUGCGAGAUGGUCAAAACGGACGCACACAUGGACAAGAUCAAGGACAAGCUCAUCUUCGAGCAGCAGAAGAUGGACGCCUUCGAGCAGCGCAAGGCGCGGCAGGAGCAAAGGAAGUACGCCAAGGAGCUCAACUCCAACAAGGUCGCGGAGAAGUCGAAGCGGAAGAAGGAGGGGCUCGAGGAGAUCGAGCAGUGGAAGAAGGGCGCCAAGCGAAGCAGAGGCGGGCCGCUGGCGGAUGAUGACGGUUUAGACGCAGUUCUCUCGGGCAACAAGGCAGGAGGUCGUGGAGGGGGCCCCGGGGGACGAAACGUGAAGCGCGAAGCCAAGAACAAAAAGUACGGGUUCGGCGGGAAGAAGCGGGAGAAGGGCCAGAGCGACCCGCGCUCGCUCAACGACCUCAGCCAGUACAACCCAAAGCAGGGCGGCUCCGGACGUUCAAGAUCGAAACCCGCCAAGGGUUCCAACCGCCCCGGAAAGUCGGUGCGCACGAAGAACAAGAAUAGAAGGAGCCGUGGCUAAGUAAUGCCAAUGUACACACCGGGCGGGCGGUAUGGAUUCGAGGCAACGGCUGUAGUUGCGUGGAUCCAACAUACGGGAUUAUUGGGAGCCUUGCUGCAGCGUACGUUUCGAUCGAUGGUGACAAGGCUGGUUGGCCUGCUUAGUUUUCCGUGCGUUGUUUUGUGGGCAGCAGUGGGUACUGUUGAGGUUUGAACGUGACAGUGAACCAUCACGCCCGAUCGAAAACGGGAUGCUUUAUCCCUUCGGUCGGGCUCGAUUUGACUUGGAGGCUCAUCAGGAGAAAUGGGGCGUGUAGUUGGCAUUUAAUUUAGGGGUGCUUUGUUUUGUCGAGAUUGUUCCGUUAUUUGUUUCGUCAAGUGUUGCCGG